AUGAUAUUAUUGCAGUUGACUGUUGUAGGAUAUUUAAAUACUGGAAAAACAUCCUUAAUAAAUUCUAUUAUGAAUAAUGAAAUAUUCACAAAUUAUUCACAUACCCCCUUACCAAUGAUAUAUUAUAAAGUUCAUAAGGAUAAAAGUAGAGCUUUCUGUGUUGAAAUAGAAGAUACGUCAGUUGAUGUUGACAUAAAUAAUUUUACAAAUAUGAUGAGGAAAGAAAUUACAACAAAUAGUAAGAACAUGAAGAAUCCUGUGUUUAGUUAUUUCGAAAAUCCGUGUAUUCAAUUCCAGGAACAUGAUCCUUACAAUUCUAUUAGUUAUGGAAGAAUGGCAUAUUUUCUUGUUUUCGAUUUAACUAAUCCAUCAACUUUUGAAUAUGUUAAAAUGAUAUAUUUAAAUAUGUCUAGUAUUUAUGAAAAAUAUUAUACGCUCAAACCAUUUAUAUCUCUUGUGGGAAAUAAAUCUGAUUUAGCAGAUGAAAACUGUGCUUUAGUUCGAGAAGCAGAAAAUUUUUCUAAUGAACAUAUGGUUCAACUUUGGCUGACUUCAGCUUAUACAGGAAAAAACGUGAAGAAGCUAUUUCUUCAUACUAUUAAUAUGGUCUACAACAAUACUAAUUUGUGGAAAUAUGACAUAGAAGAGUCUGGAUCUGAGUCGUCUGAAAGUUUAUAUUAA
Molecule: messenger RNA, 681 nt
Organism: Plasmodium reichenowi
Lineage: Eukaryota; Apicomplexa; Aconoidasida; Haemosporida; Plasmodiidae
Product: GTPase, putative
Exons: 9
Coding region: 1-681 (226 amino acids)
Molecular function (GO): GTP binding; GTPase activity
Source: RefSeq, a predicted model, not a curated record